Sander lucioperca (pikeperch) is the source of this 1908-nucleotide messenger RNA. RefSeq names its product protein lifeguard 3-like. Bases 197 to 1174 code for a protein of 325 amino acids. Lineage: Eukaryota; Metazoa; Chordata; Actinopteri; Perciformes; Percidae. The record is from RefSeq and is a predicted model, not a curated record. The transcript is spliced from 12 exons. Gene Ontology annotation, cellular component: Golgi apparatus; membrane; endoplasmic reticulum. Gene Ontology annotation, biological process: negative regulation of apoptotic signaling pathway.
UUUAAAUAGGCGCCUGCCCUUAGCAACCAGAGUAGCCUACAUGUUUUCUGAGACAGUACCAGUGUAAGUUUCAGUGAACAUAUCCUAUUACAAGGAUGACAUCCUCCUGUGGUGUAAGUCUGCAAAACCUCCAAAGAGAGAGGACAGAAGGGAUCAACAGUGCUCCCAUCUCAGGCUAAAGCCACCGGGUAAGAUCAUGACGUCUAAAACUGAUAAUCCUCCACCCUACGAGGAUGCACUGCACCAUCCUAAGUAUGAAAACUACCCCCACCAGCCACAACAUGGCUUCCCUCUUCCACCACCUCCAUCUUACAGCCCCAGUCCGGGCAUGUGCGCCGGCCCGCCUGGCUACUGGGGCCAUGAGAGUGUCUACCCGCAAGCUGGGAUGUGGGCAGCCCCUGGCUUCUCUCCAUCUGGGAUGCCCACCACAAUACCCACUUUGUCUGCUGGAGUGCCUGCAUCCAACCAAGGAGUCAUGGAAGACUUUUUGAGCACCCAGUGGGAAAGCACAUCUGUUCGGCAUGCCUUCAUUCGAAAGGUUUACUUAAUUUUAACAGCACAGCUUGCCGUCACCUUUUCAGUUGUUGCUGUCUUUACAUUUGUUGAACCAGUGAGGCUGUUUGUCAUCAGAUACCCUGGCAUCUACUGGGCAUCUUUUGUGGUUUAUUUUGUGGUUUACUGCAUUCUUGUCUGCUGCAAAGAGCCGAGGAGGCGUUUCCCAUGGAAUCUUGUGCUGCUAGGAGUAUUUACUGUCGCCUUGUCUUACAUGUCUGGAACAAUUUCGAGCUAUUAUGAAACAAAAGCAGUGUUGCUCGCCAUGGGAAUAACAGCAUUAGUUUGUAUAGCUGUCACAAUCUUCUGCUUCCAAACCAAGGUGGACUUCACCUCCUGCGGGGGACUUCUCUGCAUUGCUUCCGUUGUGCUCAUGAUCAUUGGAAUUGUUACGGCCAUCGUCCUCUCCUUCCACUAUAUCCCUUGGCUGCAUAUGCUCUACGCUGCAAUUGGAGCCAUCGUUUACACUCUGUUUUUAGUAUACAACACCCAGCUUCUUAUUGGAAAUAGGGAGUUGGCCAUCAGCCCAGAGGAGUACAUCUACGGAGCUCUCUCUCUCUACAUUGACAUUGUUCACAUCUUCCUCUUCAUCCUUCAAGUCAGUGGAGCUGCUACGGAUUAAGUCCAGACCACAUCUUGUUCUCUGAAAAUUCAGAUAUUCCAAACUAUUCAUUUAACUAUAUAUAUAUGUUUUUAAGUUGGUAACACUUGAGCACUUUGAUUUCUUCUUGCAAUGUAUGAAGCAGGGCAGUGAAUUAAGUCUUUCACUUACCCAACUGUGAAUGAGGAGAGAAACUAAAGCAUAUUUACGGUUGUUUUUUUAAUAUUUUGUCUUGCCUUUUUGUUUCAGCAAGUGGUAUUUUAGUAGAUCAUGUAGCCAUGAGAGAUUACAUUGAGCCUAUACUGGCAGUGAUACAAAAUGUGCAUGUUUAAACAAUGCAUUAGUCUGUGAACGAUAACUUGUAUCAAACGUUAUCAGUAAUGAAUUUAGAAGCAGUACAAACACAAAUUACAUCAUUCAAACAAUGGGAAACAAGUAAGUGAUUGUUUUAGAAGUUUUUAUUAUUGUUUGUGUUUAGUCCUCUAAUGAUAUACAAACACCUGUAGUUACUGCUGGAGACCACAAUCAAUAGUCUUUAGUCUGUGCUGGUAGUAGGAGGGACUCAGAUCUGUAUUAAGAUAGUUUGUUUUUUAACAUCUCCGUAGAAAAGAACUUAAGACGAACACUGACUCUAUUAAAACAUGGAUUAGGUGCGGGCAGCUUUACAGGAACGUCCUUAAAUCCCUGGCCAACUCCCUUUUCCCUGUUAUGUAUGUUAUACACCAAUCAAUAAAGUAAACCCUACUGUUGCAAAA